AUGAUACUUAAUAAUUUCAAGCGUUUCCUUUCUUUUAUAGAGGUUCUAUUGUUUCUACCGCUGACCUUGAAUAUUUCAAACAAGCAGACCUUCUUGACGCUCUCGCUAUUUCUGACUUGCUAUUACACUCUGGUGUGCACACUCAGGCUGUUUAACAGCAGGUGGAUCGGUGUGCUCACUGCCCUAAUCAGCGCCAUACAGCCACUCGUAAUCCCCUUGCUCCUCCUCACCUCGUUCCACCUCCAGUCCCCGCCGUGCACCGCACUCUCCAUCAUCACCGACUCGUUUGAAUCGAUUCUACACGCCUCCUCACCCACCUUCUCUCUCCUCGAAGGCGCCUCCUCUCUCCUCUGCAUACAAGCUGCUGGCCAAUUCUCUCGCCUCCUCGUUCGCAGAAAAGGCGAAACCGGCGCUGUCUUCUUCUUAAUCCUGUCUUCCAUAAUCUACGUCACCUCUGGCAUAUGGCUUAUACACUCCUACCCCGCUGCGGCCUCCACUCCAUUCUCCGCCUCUCUUAUCGGCGCUGCUCUCGUCGCAACACUCGCUCUCUCCGCAUUGGCUCUCACCGCCAGACGCGCGACCGUCAUCGAGACCAGUCUAAUGUUCGCCUACAUUGCCUACUCCAUCUGGCUAUGCGCCGACGCCAUCCAAGGUGCUUCCGGGUGGAUUGGUUUCCAGUGGUCAUUCGACAACCAGCGCUGGGUUAUCCAGUCUCUCUCCAACGCCCUUGUAUUCCUCAAGAAUGCCCUGGGUGACACAAUAGAAUUCGUUGGUUUCGCUUUCGCUACUCUCCCCCCAACGCUCCUCGUAUCGCUCAUCUUCCGCACUAGUGUUCUCUAUCUUGCCACAAAAAUCAUUCCCCUCAUCCGCUCCUCCUCCUCUUCCCUCACUGACUCGUUCGAGAAUGCCGCUGACCCCGACGCCGAGAAACGGCUACAGGACGACGAGCCGUCGACCUUCAUCAUGACCAUCUUGGUGUCCUUCUCGAGACCUAUCCUGAUACUCGUAUAUACGCAUCUCCUACUCCUCGAUCAGGGCGCCCAGCUGUGGUGGAGAUGGGCCAACGUCGCGUGGACACUCACACUCUGGGUAGUCGAAAUCAUCCUUAGCUCUGCGUAUGCAGAUGACGAUGUGAUUGUGAAAAGCUGGAAAAUGGAUUAA
This is a messenger RNA of Wallemia ichthyophaga EXF-994, 1161 nucleotides long. RefSeq lists its product as uncharacterized. The transcript has 2 exons. NCBI's taxonomy places the organism in Eukaryota, Fungi, Basidiomycota, Wallemiomycetes, Wallemiales, Wallemiaceae. Gene Ontology annotation, biological process: septin ring assembly; endoplasmic reticulum inheritance. Bases 1 to 1161 code for a protein of 386 amino acids. The record is from RefSeq and is a predicted model, not a curated record. Gene Ontology annotation, cellular component: perinuclear endoplasmic reticulum; endoplasmic reticulum membrane; cortical endoplasmic reticulum.